Molecule: messenger RNA, 318 nt
Organism: Aspergillus aculeatinus CBS 121060
Lineage: Eukaryota; Fungi; Ascomycota; Eurotiomycetes; Eurotiales; Aspergillaceae
Exons: 1
Coding region: 1-318 (105 amino acids)
Source: RefSeq, a predicted model, not a curated record
AUGCCGUCCUCCAAAACCGACACAGGCAUCCGACUCCCUCAGAACGAUGACCAGACUCGACGUCUGAGAAGCACCACUCAAGAUCAGAAAGCUGCCUCUCGACUGCAGGACGCCUCUCUCUCAGGAAGCACAAGGGCUGCAGCUGCUGAUCCGACUUCAAGCUGGACACCGGAAGAGAUGUUCGAGUCUACUGUCAAUCAAUACAGCGAUCCAAUCCCCGAUCGAUACUCGUUCACCGACGGGGCUAGAAUGGAGAGAGGAGCUUAUGGUAACGAUGAAGCGGAUGCAUUUGAGGCUGCGAACGACGAAUUUGAUUAA